AUGUCAAGCAGUUCUCUGAUAAAUUACUCCCACCAAAGACACAUGGAAUCCUAUGCUCUGGCUCUAGUAGCAGGAAUUCUAGUCGGUUUUGUAUUGCUGGUUUUAAUUGCAACUUAUGGCAAGUCUUUCAAGGCAGAGAUCCCUCCCGACGUGGACCAGCCCUCAAAGCUCUGCCUAUACCACUGCGUAUACACUCUGAUGGAAAUUCUGGCAAAGAACUUGGAAAGCUUGGGUAUCUUGAAGGAGCAUGUACUUAUGAGGCUGGUGGUUGACGGACUGCCGCCGUGCAGGGAUUCAGAGCUCUGCGUAAAGGAUCUGCAUUUUGAGGAGGUGCCAGUGAGGAUUUACCUCUCAAAAGCACCAGCUGCAAGCAAACGGAGAGGAGUCAUCUUCUUCCAUGGAGGAUGCGGGAUUUUCGGAAGCAUCAGAAGCCAUGAAAGAAUAUGCCGGUACAUAGCCAGAAAAUCCAAUUCGGUGGUUGUGUCUGUCGGGUACCGUUUGUCACCCGAGAGCGAGUACCCAGCCCAGACUCUGGACUGCCUCACUGCCACCGAAAGCCUUCUGAAGACUGCUCAAAACCACGGGGUGGAUCCCGAGCGGGUUAUCGUUUGUGGGGACAGUAUAGGGGGCACCUUCACUGCUGCUGUUUGCCAAGAACUGGGAAAUAGAAGAGAUAUCCCGAAGAUCCGUGCCCAGGUACUGAUCUACCCAUUUCUCCAAGCACUGAACUUCAAUCUGCCAUCUCACCAGAAAAACGCUUUCAUCCCCUUCUUGUCCCGGGAACGAACGGCCUAUUUUCUUCUGAAGUACUUGAAUAAGGACUGCUCUAUGAAGGAAGCCAUUCUGGCAGGCUCUCAUGUUCCGGAGAGUAUACAUUUGAAAUACAGGAAAUGGAUAAAUGCAGAUCUUAUCCCAGACAGAUUUAAGCUGGGCUACAAACCGCCAUUACCCGCUUCCUUUUCCCCUCAAGUCCAUGAAGAAACAAAAGAACUGUUUCACAUCAGAGUUUCCCCACUGUUAGCAGAGGACGCUGUGGUUUCCCACCUACCCGACACCUGCAUAAUCACGUGUGAGCACGAUGUGCUCAGAGAUGAUGCGCUGCUGUACAAGAAACGGCUGCAGGACAACGGUGUCCAAGUGACCUGGCACCACAUGGAAGGCGGCUUCCACUGUGCACUGGGGUUUUUUGGUUAUGGGAUCUUCUCUUUUCCAUCGUCAAGUAAAAUGGUGAACCACAUUGUAAACUUCAUAAAAGGCUACUAA
Messenger RNA from Apaloderma vittatum (bar-tailed trogon), 1263 nucleotides. RefSeq names its product arylacetamide deacetylase-like 3. Bases 1 to 1263 code for a protein of 420 amino acids. The record is from RefSeq and is a predicted model, not a curated record. Gene Ontology annotation, cellular component: membrane. The transcript has 4 exons. Lineage: Eukaryota; Metazoa; Chordata; Aves; Trogoniformes; Trogonidae. Gene Ontology annotation, molecular function: carboxylic ester hydrolase activity.